ACACGCUUUAACUUUUUUGAAGGGGCACCACUCCACUUUGCUAUUGUGCUUUGUGAAGGAGAGGAGUUGAUAGAAACUCAUUUUGGAGAGAAAAAAAAAAUGCCAUGUUCAACAGAGGAAGCACUUGCUAGGCUUUUCUACAAUGCCUCAUCCUCCUUGCACCUCCUCCUGCUCUUCCUCUAUGUCUCCUCCAUUUUUCUUGCCAAAUUCUUCUACUUUGUUGGCAGCAACCCAAUUUUCCCAAGAAACCAGAACGGAGACGAAAACUACGUGUUUUCGGAAGAAGAAGAAGGAGAAGAGGAAGAGGAAUUAGAAGAAGAAAGGCAGUUUCGUGUUCAUGGUCAUCAGAGCUGCACAGAAAAUGAUCAUGAUCUGGUGGCUGACAUCAUUCUUGGCGGUGAAUCACUGAUGUUUUUGCCGAACAGCAACCUUCAGAGCCAGCAUCAAACAACUUCUUCUGAAGAUCAAUUUAUUAGCGCCCGUGAGAGCUUAAUAAUUGAAGACCAAGAAGACGAAUCUUUGCAUGGCUCACCACAAGUUACAGAAUCUGAAUAUUAUGAUCAUGAUGCGGAGGAAAUCCCAGUGAAAGAGACCGUUUUGGUUCGCAAUUCUCUCCAAAAUGAUCAAGUGUGGUCCACCGCUCCGAUAACUAUAGACCUACGCAAAAGUGACUUGCGGAGCAAUGCCAAAAAUGGUGACCAACACAUCAAGCAUCUAGGUAAAUGUGAGAAACAGAACACUGAAAAAAACAAGGCAGUUCAGACGCAUUUGCCCGGUGAUGAAAAUUGUCUAGUGUUUAGGCCACACCAAUUGGAGACAAACAAGUUCCAAGUUCAAGAAAGUAAUGAGGAUGAGAUUUUUGGUGACUCAACUGUUGGAUCAACUUCUAAAAGCUCUUCUGAAUGGAGAAGCUCAAUUAAUUGCAGGGACUCUGCUACAGAAGAUCCAUUUUCUUCGUCGUCCAGGAGAAGCUGCCCCAAGUGGGAGUCUUACACUGUUUUUCAAAAGUACGAUGAAGAAAUGAUGUUCCUAGACAGAAUUAGUGCCCAAAAGCUCCAUGAAACAGAAUCACUCAGGUCUAUUCAAGUUUGUCCAAGAUCAAUUUCGGAGAGGAUAGUUCAUAAAAUCGCCAUGGUAACAAAAAGGCCAUUGGACGUACGUCACAACCCUUAUCAUGAACUGGAGGCUGCUUAUGUUGCUCAAAUUUGCUUAACAUGGGAAGCACUUAAUUGGAACUACAAGAAUUUCGAACAAAAAAGAGCGUCACACGGUGAUUUUGAUCCUGGCUGUCCUGGCCAAUUAGCGCAGCAGUUUCAGCAAUUCCAAGUUCUUCUGCAGAGAUACAUAGAGAAUGAACCUUAUGAGCAGGGCAGGAGACCAGAGAUUUAUGCUAGGAUGAGGCUUUUGGCACCAAAGUUACUGCAAGUGCCAGAAUAUCGAGCUUCAGAAGAUGAUGGUAAUCAAAAGGAUGAAGGUUUUGGCUCAAGAAUCUCGUCAGCUGCGUUUUUAAUGAUAAUGGAAGAUGGAAUCCGAACGUUCAUGAAUUUUCUCAAGGCUGAUAAGGAGAAACCCUGCCAGAAAUUAGCAUCCAUGUUUAAAAGGAAACGAAAAGGUUCAGUUGAUCCAACUCUUCUCCAUCUGACGAAGAAAAUUAAUCAAAAAAAGAAGAUGAAAGUGAAAGAUCUUCGGCGUUCUCACAAAUGCUUGAGAAAAAGAAAGUUGAAGGUGGAGGAAGAGAUGGAGAUACUGAUGGGUCUAAUUGACCUAAAACUAGUUUCAAGGGUUUUGAGAAUGACAGAGUUAAGUGAAGAACAAUUGCAUUGGUGUGAAGCGAAGAUGAGCAAAGUGAGAAUAUUGGAUGGGAUAUAUCACAGAGAUUCCUCACCACUUUUCUUCCCAGCACAAUGACCCACAGCUUGCUUUGAUGACUAGAUCAUGACAUGAAUGUGCACCAGGAGGAGGACUGCACAAACAUGAAUAUCCUCCUAGCUAUAGGUACCCUUUUGUAUAUGAAUACAUAUUAUUAUUAUUAUUAUUAUUAUUAUUAUUAUUAUUAUGUUUAUAUAAUAUGAUGGAGGGAUCCUACAAAUAAAAGUAACCACAUGGGAUUUUGGAGAUUUGGAAUCCAGGAAGGAGAGAAUGUUUAGAGAGAGAGAGAGAGAGAGAGAGAGGAUAUUGGUUGAAGGUGAAAGAUGAGGGGAAGAAAGCAAGGAACAUGAAGAGAUAGAGACAAGAAUAACUUUAGCUUUAUUAGCCUUUUAAAUUAGAGUUUAUCUACAAGGCUGGGAUUUGAUCUGAAUCAAAAGGAGAGAAGACUGAAGAGGAA
Messenger RNA from Prunus avium (sweet cherry), 2326 nucleotides. RefSeq names its product DNA ligase (DUF1666). Lineage: Eukaryota; Viridiplantae; Streptophyta; Magnoliopsida; Rosales; Rosaceae. The record is from RefSeq and is a predicted model, not a curated record.